AUGAAUGAGAUUUCAUUAAGUGACGAUGCAAACAAGACAGGAAUGCUUGAUGUUGGCACACAUUGUGGAUUUUGCCAGCAGUUGGAUUUUUUAACGUUCCACUGUAAACAUUGCAAUGGCGAUUUUUGUUCACAACAUAGAUCGAUAAAGGAACAUCAUUGUCCACAUCCUCCCAAAACAGAGACACAGACUGAGGUACCAACAUCAAGAGGGAAUGGGGGAGAUUAUUUGAAAAUUCUGCUACCUGAGGAUAGCGCCACUAGGGUACAGAAGGGUCAUACUCUACAUUCGCCUCAACCUACAGGAAAAGAUAUACUUGGAGCAUCGACGAAGAAUGAAAACGCAUUAUCCAAACUGAUAAAAUUCUUUCAAGCAAAGAAAAAAUUAUCUAAUUAUAACGAGAAGAUCUCAAAAUCUAAGAAUAGGAGUCCUGUGUAUAUGUUGGCUUCAAUUAAGAAAUCUGCGAAAGGUGACAACAAUAUACCUGUUGAUAAAAGAAUGUACAUCAAAUGUUAUGUGAUCGAUGACAAUGUAGAUAAUGAACCUACGGAUAUAUUUAUAAAUAAUACAUGGUCACUUGGAAAGACAUUAGAUUAUCUUGCGAGCUCAUUGGGUGUGAGUAACAACAAUACUAGUUUCAAGACUACGGAUGAAGAACAAUUGUUUCUUUGUAAGAAUAAGAAAGGAGGCAGUGAUUCAUUUGACAUGGAGAGUAUUGAAUGUUUAGAUUUAUCCUUGAGAGUUCAAAAAGCACUUGUUAACCUUGAGGUUGUUUAUUUAGUUCGCGGUCAUAAGUUUAGAUAA
Tetrapisispora phaffii CBS 4417 is the source of this 804-nucleotide messenger RNA. RefSeq names its product AN1-type zinc finger protein. The record is from RefSeq and is a predicted model, not a curated record. The transcript has a single exon. Gene Ontology annotation, cellular component: cytoplasm. Bases 1 to 804 code for a protein of 267 amino acids. Gene Ontology annotation, molecular function: zinc ion binding. NCBI's taxonomy places the organism in Eukaryota, Fungi, Ascomycota, Saccharomycetes, Saccharomycetales, Saccharomycetaceae.